This is a messenger RNA of Cooperia oncophora, 138 nucleotides long. The record is from the annotation of a GenBank genome assembly. Lineage: Eukaryota; Metazoa; Nematoda; Chromadorea; Rhabditida; Trichostrongylidae.
AUGACAGGAACCCUCGUCGGUAUCGCCUCCGGUGCUAGCGGUGUUGCUAUUCUGGCCGCUCUUGUAGCUUUCGGCUACCUUUUUAAUGACAUUAAUAACUUCUACGACGAUACCAUGAAGGAUAUGGAGGAAUUCAAG